Messenger RNA from Drosophila kikkawai, 2247 nucleotides. RefSeq names its product LMBR1 domain-containing protein 2 homolog. The record is from RefSeq and is a predicted model, not a curated record. NCBI's taxonomy places the organism in Eukaryota, Metazoa, Arthropoda, Insecta, Diptera, Drosophilidae. Gene Ontology annotation, cellular component: membrane.
UCAAAGCCAUGGCAUUCCUCCUAAACUUUGCCAUUGUCACCGCCCUAUGCCUGGCCAGCCUCUCGCUUUAUCGCUAUGGCAACAUACCGGAACAGCACUUGGUGGUCACCCUUUCCGUGCUAACUGCCUGGUGUUUCUCCUUCCUAAUUGCCUUUAGCAUUCCGUUGGAUGUGACAUCGACCCUGCAUCGCCAGUGCUUGGAGGAGCAUCGAUCCAGCAUCGUUGACUUUGGCAAUGGCAGCAAUGUCAGCGAAUGCCAGGCACCUUGGGGCAUGGUCUCCGACCAUGUCUUUCCCAAUCUGUGGCGCAUCAUCUAUUGGAACUCGCAGCUCCUCACCUGGCUGAUCAUGCCACUGAUGAAGUCCUACCUAAAGGCGGGCGAUUUCACGGUCACGGGAAAGCUCAAGUCGGCGCUAAUCGAGAAUGGGAUUCCUUAUGGAUCAUUUUUGUCCAUCUGCGGAUUACUUCGUGGCUACAUUGCUGUGAAGGGCGAGGAAAUGGACUGGGAGAAACUAAAGGCCAUCGCUGCCUCCACCUCUAAUACCUGGGGCCUAUUCCUGCACAUCCUGCUGUUGGGUUAUGCUCUGGUUGAUGUGCCCCGUUCGCUGUGGAACAAUUCCAAGCCGGGAUUUGCCCUGCAAUAUGCUUAUUUCAAGGCGGCCAAGCUGUAUGCUGAGAAGUCAGAUGCCGAGGAGCAGGUGGACUACAUUCUGGAGUUGGUGCAGGGCUUGAGCCAGGAGAUUGCCAUCAAUGACGAGCUUCUGCGACCCAGCCUGGAGGCCAUUCAGCGCAAGAUACCCGUCGAGCUGCAGGAGAAGGCCAGACACAACUUUUCCCGCACCGGAGACUGCUCCACCAGGAGCACUAUUUUGCCCUCUGAAAAGUCUCUGGUUCGCAUCCAUGCUCAGGUAAUCAAAGCCUUGCAGACCCUCCAGCGUGCCGAGGCUUUGUGGAGUGUGCAGGUGCAGGCGGUGCUGCAUCUGGAGGAUGUGAACAGGAAUAUGUAUUCCUCGGAGAGAAGCUUCAAGGCCGAGUUCCCGCAGCAGCGAACGCAGCUGGUGGGUAUGUGCCAUAGCUCUAAGGUGCAGUGGUACUGGGAGUGCCGGCUGAAAAUGCCAUUCCUCCGGAUGAUGUCCUUUCUCACCGCCACCAUGUCCGUUAUGGUGGUGUGGAGCGAGCUGACCUUCUUCUGUCGCCGUCCCGUGCUCUCCAUAUUUGCCAAUGCGAUUUAUGUGGCCAAGGACAGCUACAACUUCUUCACCAUUGAGCUCUUCUCGACCACAAUCCUAUGCUAUUUCUUCUACUGCACCUACUCCACCAUCCUGAGGAUCCGUUUCCUGAACCAAUACUAUCUGGCGCCGCAUCACCAGACCAACGAGCUGAGCUUGAUCUUUAGCGGCAUGUUGCUUUGCCGCUUGACCCCGCCCAUGUGCCUCAAUUUCCUGGGCCUCAUCCACAUGGACACGCACAUUAUUCCCGAACGCAUCAAGGAGACUGCGUACACCCGGAUAAUGGGUCACAUGGAUGUCAUCGGCAUCAUAGCGAAUGGUUUUAAUAUUUAUUUUCCAAUGUCUAUGCUGGUCAUUUGCCUGGCCACGUGGUUUAGUUUGGGGAGCCGGUUCCUGAAUGCCCUGAAUGCUCUGGGGUUUGAACAGUUUCUGCAGAACGAAAGGAUUACCACGGAACUGGUGCAAGAGGGAAUAGCACUGAUGGCGCGUGAAAAGCGAAGGCUGCAGCGUGCGGAGCUGGCAAUGGCCAGUAGGAGGAAAUUCAAUCGAUGGGAGAUGAUGUUGGGAGAAGGAGCAGGAGGAGAAAAACCUGGUGCCCUUUGCUCUCCCACAGAUGGACUGCUUGUCACUGGCGACCCUAGCUUGGACUAUGCGGCUGUGGCUUCUUCGCCAGCCUUGGUCUUGCCCAGAUUUCUGUCGGAGGAGAUCACUGACGAACGGUUUGGUGAGAGCAUCCAGGUACAGGUGGGUUUCCGGAAUCCUAACAAUGGACUGAAGGGAGAAAACGACCGGGGGAUGAGGAGUUCACCACCCCGAAGACUGUUUGACGAUGUCUAGGUUCACCCUUUCGAAUGAAUGAAUGAAAGACAAGGACUACUAUACACUUUUUCCCACCCAAAACCACAUUAAUAAUGUAACCUAUUUUACACUCCUGCACAAUCCACACAAAGAUGGACACUGGCUAUGCCCCAGGCUAAUGUAUUAUGUACUUUAACUCUGUGCAUAUUCAGGUGGCUAU